UCGCCCUCAGUUGAACCGUCGAGCUCUCGAACCAACAACCGACAAAAUGACCGAAACCGCUCCAGCCGCCACCAGCGUCCCGACCGCCGCUCCGGCCAAGGCCCCGAAGAAGAAGGCCGCCGCCAAGCCCGCGAAGAAGGCCGGACCCGGCGCCAAGGAGCUGAUCCUGGAUGCCGUGACCGCGUCCAAGGAGAAGAAGGGGAUGUCCUACGUGGCGAUGAAGAAGCAUCUCGCCGCGAAGGGCUACGACGUGGAGCACAAGACCGUGCUCGUCAAACGCGCCAUCAAGAGCCUGGUGGACAGCGGCGCCCUGGUGCAGCUCAGGGGAUCCGGAGCGUCCGGCUCGUUCAAGGCGAAGCCCGCCGAGAAGCCCAAGAAGGCGGCGAAGAAAGCCGUCGCCGCCCCCGCGCCGAAAGCCAAGAAGGCGGUGACCCCCAAGAAAGCGGCCAGGAAGCCCGCGGCCGCCAAGAAGGCAAGGGCGGCCAAGGCGUCCCCCAAGAAGACCGUGAAGAAAGCUCCGGCCGCGAAGAAAGUGCCCGCCAAGAAGGUGCCGAAGAGCCCGAAGAAGGCCACGAAGAAGGCCGCUUCGCCCAAGAAGGCGGUGACCCCCAAGAAGCCUGCGAAGAAGGCGGCGAAGCCCAAAGCCAAGAAGCCCGCGGCCAAGAAACCCGCCAAGAAGUAGACGAGACCGAACUUUACCCAACAACCAAACGGCUCUUUUAAGAGCCAACACCCGCUUCUGAUGAGUCUCAUGACCUCGAGCUUUUAUUUUCUUUAACAAGUGUCGAUAAAACGUGACGUGUAAUUAUCACCUGACAGAUUAUUUGAAAAUUAUUAUUUCUCCACUUGAGGUUAUAGAAAGUACUUGAGCCUUUAUUGUUAUUUCACUUGUAGACUUUUAAAUUUUGUCACCAUGUUUCUACUAAAUACUAUAUAUAGUUGAUGGAUCUAUUUUUUAUAUGUAGAUACUGUCUAUGUACAUCUGGGAACAAUAUAGAACAUUCUCUCAAUUUUAUAUUUAUAUAUUUUUUAACUUGUGCUAUUUAUAGAUUUGUUGGAUUUGCUCUUUAAAGAAACAUUUGUAUCUGUUCUCUUUGUCAAUAAAGACGCUUUAGUUUUUUA
Molecule: messenger RNA, 1122 nt
Organism: Scophthalmus maximus (turbot)
Lineage: Eukaryota; Metazoa; Chordata; Actinopteri; Pleuronectiformes; Scophthalmidae
Product: histone H1.11L-like
Exons: 1
Coding region: 47-682 (211 amino acids)
Biological process (GO): nucleosome assembly
Cellular component (GO): nucleosome
Molecular function (GO): structural constituent of chromatin; DNA binding
Source: RefSeq, a predicted model, not a curated record